GAUCCGAAUUCAACGGAGCCUGUCUUUCUUUAUCUCUCUGUCUUGGGUUUUCUGAGGUGUUUUCUGUCUUCUCGCCGUUAUAAUCUGUUUUGCAUUUCCUGUGUGGAAAAUUCAUUUGGAAUUUAAGUAGCAAAGGUUGGUUGAAAACAGAGAGAGGCAGAAAAACAGAGACAAGCUCAAAGAAGGAGGCCGAGUUCCUCACAGGGAACGACGGUUUUCCUCUUCUUAUUUUCAUGCCGGAAUAUCAAUUCUAAGUCCCUCCAGGUUUUUCUCAAAAGCAUGGCCAAGUGAUACUAUCAUUUGAAUUGAAGAGGUUAAAUAUAUAUGUAUUUGUAGACUGCUCUACAUCCAGUGUGUCUUCUGUUUUUGCAAAUUUGGCACAUUACUUCAAGAAAGAGUAGCUUUGCGAUGGGUGUCUGUGUUUCAAAACCUCAUGCAACUAUUAAAGCCCAGCAGAAAAGGGUCCGCAGAGUCGCCAGACGCCGGGGGAGGAAGGUGAAGAAGGGUGUCACCUCCACUUCUGAUGCGGCUACGAGACGGUCUGUUAGUGAGUUUGUACAUCUUGACUUUGAGAAAGGUGCUGCAACUACCUGCAAGAGAUCUGAGGUUUCUAGUGGCACAUUUCACCUCACUCAGCUUCAAUGGAACCACAGUCAGAUUGAUGGAAAUGGUGGGAAAUGCCCAGGGGAAGCAUGGUUUGACUCCCUUAGUAUUAUGGAAUCUGAUUCAGAAGAUGACUUCUGCAGUGUGCAUGGGGAUGGGUUUCCUUUAGCAGGUAAUAUCCCAAAUGGUCAAUUGGUCCAGUAUGAAAGUGCGUCAUGCAUUGUAGAUAAUGGAUGCAAGUAUGAGGGGUUCUAUGAAAGUUACCUGAAAAUAGAUGGAAAUGCACGCCAUUCGGUAGAGAAAACCCAAGUCAGUUUUAAUGACAAGAACCCUAAGCAACCGGCAGUUAUCAUGCUUUCUUAUACGAGGAAAUCCAUCGACGAAAGUGAAAGGACUGGUGCGUCUGAUCAUAAAUACUUAUUUCGCCCAAGAGCAGGACUUCGCAUUCCUUGUUCAACCGAUGAGAAGCCAAGUCCCGGAUCCUGGUCUGCAGUUCCACCUUCAGUAUUUAAGCUCCGUGGCGAGAAUUAUUUCAAAGAUAAACAGAAGUACCCUGCCCCAAACUACAGCUCAUAUGUACCAAUUGGUGUUGAUUUGUUUAUUUGCCCCCGAAAGAGAGAUCACAUUGCUCAGCAUCUUGAGCUUCCUUCUGUAAAACCACAUGACAAAGUUCCUUCCCUCCUGAUUGUUAAUAUUCAGUUGCCUACUUAUCCUACCACAAUGUUCCUUGGUGAUUGCGACGGGGAAGGAAUGAGUCUUGUAUUGUAUUUUAAAGUGAAUGAAAAUUUUGACAAAGAGAUAUCUGUUCAGUUUCAAGACAGCAUCAGGAAAUUUGUUGAGGACGAGACAGAAAAAGUAAAAGGGUUUGCAAAGGAUUCAGUGGUUCCUUUCAGGGAAAGGCUAAAAAUCAUGGCUGGAUUGGUCAAUCCAGAUGACCUCCAGUUGAGUUCUGCAGAAAGGAAGCUUCUAUCUGCUUAUAAUGAUAAGCCUGUGCUUUCCCGCCCUCAACACAAUUUCUACAGGGGACCUAAUUACUUUGAGAUUGACCUAGAUAUCCAUAGGUUCAGCUACAUAUCCAGGAAAGGACUUGAAUCAUUCAGAGAGCGUUUGACCAACGGCGUGCUUGAUUUGGGAUUAACAAUCCAGGCACAAAAACAAGAGGAAUUGCCAGAACAAGUCUUGUGCUGCAUGCGCUUGAAUAAGGUGGAAUUUGUAAACCAUGGUCAAAUACCUACUCUUGUAACUAUGGAUGACUGAUUUGGACAGGCACCUGGAUCCUGGAGGGUUUGCAUUUAAAAGCCUGUAAUUUUCCGGCCAAAACAUCAAACAAAAGGCAUGUUUUGUAAACAUUAGGUCACUGCGACCUAUUCAAUUCAAUGGUGUAAACAUGAGAUCUGUAACCCACAUGAUCAUACAUUGGUAACAAAUCUUAUAAACAAAAAUGAGGACUUAAAGUUAUAAGUGA
Prunus avium (sweet cherry) is the source of this 2068-nucleotide messenger RNA. RefSeq names its product protein ENHANCED DISEASE RESISTANCE 2-like. The record is from RefSeq and is a predicted model, not a curated record. Lineage: Eukaryota; Viridiplantae; Streptophyta; Magnoliopsida; Rosales; Rosaceae.